This is a messenger RNA of Myodes glareolus (Bank vole), 4370 nucleotides long. It is a transcript of the gene Sec14l1, whose product is annotated as SEC14 like lipid binding 1. NCBI's taxonomy places the organism in Eukaryota, Metazoa, Chordata, Mammalia, Rodentia, Cricetidae. Gene Ontology annotation, biological process: negative regulation of RIG-I signaling pathway. Gene Ontology annotation, molecular function: RIG-I binding. Gene Ontology annotation, cellular component: cytoplasm; cytosol. The record is from RefSeq and is a predicted model, not a curated record.
CCCCCGUCCCCGGAACCGGCGGUCUAGCGGCGGCAGCCGAGCCUGUGGCACGGCUCUCUCCCCGCGGAGCCGCCGGUAUGAACGCAUCCCGCCGCCCCGCGUCCCCGACCCGGUCCUUUUGACAAGAGGAGUAAGAAGAUUGCUAUUGAAUUACAACCAUGGUGCAGAAAUACCAGUCCCCAGUGAGGGUGUAUAAGCACCCCUUUGAGUUAAUUAUGGCUGCCUAUGAGAGGAGGUUUCCUACAUGUCCUUUGAUUCCAAUGUUUGUGGACAGUGACACCGUGAGCGAAUUCAAGAGUGAGGAUGGGGCUAUUCAUGUCAUCGAGAGGCGCUGCAAGCUGGAUAUUGACGCUCCCAGGCUGUUGAAGAAGAUUGCAGGAGUCGAUUAUGUUUAUUUUGUCCAGAAAAACUCCCUGAAUUCUCGAGAACGCACUUUGCACAUCGAGGCGCACAACGAGACGUUUUCUAACCGGGUCAUCAUCCAUGAGCACUGCUGUUACACGGUUCACCCUGAGAAUGAAGACUGGACCUGCUUCGAACAGUCUGCAAGUUUAGAUAUCAAAUCCUUCUUUGGUUUUGAAAGUACAGUGGAAAAAAUUGCCAUGAAACAAUAUACCAGCAACAUUAAAAAAGGGAAAGAAAUCAUCGAAUACUACCUGCGGCAGCUGGAGGAGGAGGGCAUUACCUUCGUGCCCCGGUGGACCCCGCCCUCUCUGGGACCCUCAUCAGAGACAUUGUCAUCAAGCAAGGGUCAAGCCACAUCUGCAGCUGUCCUUGUCCCAGAUGCUGCUGCCCUCAGGGAGGGGCUGAGUGGGGAAGGCCUCAACAGCCCGGGCACAGCAUCUGAGCCUGUGGUGGGAACCCCUGACGACAAGCUAGAUGCCGACUACAUCAAGAGAUACUUGGGUGACCUGACCCCUCUCCAGGAGAGCUGCCUCAUCAGACUGCGCCAGUGGCUCCAGGAGACGCACAAGGGCAAAAUCCCGAAGGAUGAGCAUAUUCUGCGGUUUCUGCGUGCCCGAGAUUUUAAUAUUGACAAAGCCAGAGAGAUCAUGUGCCAGUCUCUAACUUGGCGGAAGCAGCACCAGGUGGAUUACAUCCUGGACACCUGGACUCCACCCCAGGUCCUUCAGGAUUACUACGCUGGCGGCUGGCAUCACCAUGACAAAGACGGGCGACCGCUGUAUGUGCUCAGACUGGGGCAGAUGGACACCAAGGGCUUGGUGCGAGCCCUCGGAGAGGAAGCCCUGCUGCGAUACGUCCUUUCCAUAAAUGAAGAAGGCCUAAGACGAUGUGAAGAAAAUACCAAAGUCUUCGGCCGGCCGAUCAGCUCGUGGACCUGCCUGGUAGACCUUGAAGGACUGAACAUGCGCCAUCUGUGGAGACCUGGAGUCAAAGCUUUGCUGCGCAUCAUCGAGGUGGUGGAGGCCAACUACCCGGAGACGCUGGGCCGCCUCCUCAUCCUCCGAGCCCCUAGGGUCUUCCCUGUCCUCUGGACACUGGUUAGUCCAUUUAUUGACGACAACACCAGAAGGAAAUUCCUCAUUUAUGCGGGAAAUGACUACCAGGGCCCUGGAGGCCUGCUGGAUUACAUCGAUAAAGAAAUAAUUCCAGAUUUCCUGAGCGGGGAGUGCAUGUGUGAUGUACCAGAGGGUGGACUGGUCCCCAAAUCUCUGUACAGGACUGCAGAGGAGCUGGAAAAUGAGGACCUGAAGCUCUGGACAGAGACCAUCUACCAGUCUGCCAGCGUGUUCAAAGGAGCCCCACAUGAGAUUCUCAUUCAGAUUGUGGACGCUGCCUCUGUGAUCACCUGGGAUUUUGAUGUGUGCAAAGGGGACAUCGUCUUUAAUAUUUAUCACUCCAAGAGGUCUCCCCAGCCACCCAAAAAGGAUGCGUUGGGAGCCCACAGCAUCACUUCUCCAGGUGGGAACAAUGUGCAGCUCAUAGACAAAGUGUGGCAGCUGGGCCGGGACUACAGCACGGUGGAGUCGCCACUGAUCUGCAAAGAAGGAGAGAGCGUGCAGGGCUCCCAUGUGACCAGGUGGCCAGGCUUCUACAUCCUGCAGUGGAAGUUCCACAGCAUGCCAGCGUGUUCCGCCACCAACCUCCCCCGAGUGGAUGACGUGCUGGCCUCCCUGCAGGUCUCCUCCCACAAGUGCAAAGUGAUGUACUACACAGAAGUGAUCGGGUCCGAGGAUUUCAGAGGCUCCAUGACCAGCCUGGAGUCCAGCCACAGUGGAUUCUCACAGCUGAGUGCCGCCACCACCUCCUCCAGCCAAUCACACUCCAGCUCCAUGAUUUCCAGCGAAUGACUUGUAUGACAGACAUCCUGCAGAGACGAGCCGCCUCCUCCACGGAACCGAAGCUGCAGCAGGCAGCCCUUAAGCUGCACCGGAGUCCUCGUGGCUCCCUGUUAGUGGAGGUGGCCUGUGGAUUCACGACAGCCCUUGAGGUCCCUUUCCUCUGAGGACUUGGCAGCCUACAGGAGCACCCGGUCCUGGGGCGGAGCCAGUCGCUCCUAAGCAGACAUGCUGCCCAGGAGGGACUCUCAGGCUCCCCACAACUCCCGAUAACACCGCCAUCAUUAAACAUUGCUUUCUCUUUCCUCCUCUUCAAAUCUUUUGAUAUUUUUCAGAGCAAAAUUUUUCUGUCCAUGAACUUGGGAAAGGGGAGGGUUCUAUUCUCUGCUGAAUGCUGCUUUUCCUCCUGCAGGUGGGCAGCUCUGUGCCCACCAGCACCUAGGGUCCCCAGCCCUUAGCACCCAGUGUCUUCAGCUCUCAGCACCCAAGAUCCUCAGCCCUCAGCACCCAGGGUCCCCAGCCCUCAGCACCCAGGGUCCCCAGCCCUCAGCACCCAGGGUCUUCAACCCUCAGCACCCAGGAUCCUCAGCCCUCAGCACCCAGGGUCCCCAGCCCCAUAGCUCCCAGGAUCCUCAGCCCUCAGCACCCAGGGUCCUCAGUCCUCAGCACCCAGGGUCCCCAGCCCCAUAGUUCCCAGGAUCUUCAGCUCUCAGCGGGUGUUGGAAGUAGUGGAUGACACUUCCUUUUGGAAGUGUGGCAAAAGAGACCCCAACAAUGCUCUCCAGGGUGGCGCAUGGCUUGUAGUGGCCUUGGGUGUGUGAUGGAUGUUGGGGUGUGUGCAGGUGCCGUUUGUGUGCAUGAGGGACGGGGGGGGAGCAUGGUGGAUCUUAAUUUGUUUUAUCAGCAUUUUAUAGAAGCAGACCAGAGGCUGGCUGGCUUUGUCUUUUUCUUUCUGAUCCCCACCUCCCAAAGCCUGCUGUCUGAGCAGGCCCUGACUUCACAGCUUUUAUGGGAAAGCUUGAUGCUUACAGAGCUGUCUGGAAGUUGCAGGUGGCUGGUCUCCAUGAGAAGGGUCUGGGAUCUCUGUGUGUGUGUGUGUGUGUUAAACAUGUCUAAAGAUGGGUGCCAAAUCCACACGGCCAUGAAUGUGUACAACAGGUGUGGAAUCAUGUGUUGAUGCCGCUUGGAGGCAUAGAUGGAUAUGUGUGUGAGCUUUGUAGAGCUGUGGCAUGUCAGCAAGCAUGAGGAGAGACUCCACAGCAGCCUAGCUUGGCCAGUGAGCCUGCUGGCUCCCGGCACUCAACGAAUGCUCAGGCCUCACGUUGCUGGCCUCUUUGGCCCUUUGCCAUGCAUUCCCUGUGCAUGGGGGCAGCCAUUUCUAGACAGCAUAGAAGGGGCUGUAGUUACUGCGUCCACGCUGCUUCCAGUUAGGGCUUCCCAGCUCCAAGUUAAAGGACCUGAAGAUGGCCCUGCUCUCUCUCUCUCUCUCGCUCUCUCUCUCCUCUCUCCUCUCUCCCUCUCCUCUCUCCCUCUCCCUUUCCCUCUCUCUGUGUCUCAGAUGGCGAUUUUGCUGACAGCCUCCAAGAAAACGCUUCACGCGACAGUCCACAUGUGCCCAGAGAUGCUUAUGGGACUGUUUGAGUCGCAGCCAUGUCUCAGGCUGAAGAUCUGUCCCCUUAGUCCAUUCAGAAGUGGCCCUGCUCAGACCCUCAGAACUGAGCUGAGCACAUGACCGGGCACUCACAGGCCUCCAGCCGCCUCAGGCCACAGGGCACUGGCUGCCUUGGGAGGGUGACUGGGUGUGAUGCGAGUGUGUGCCUUGCAGAGCCUCUUGUCACAGUGCCCGGCACGUGUCCUAAAAUGCUGCUGUCUCGCCCUCCCACCCAGUCCCAGCUCUCUGGGUUCCCCCUCUGUUACUAGUGUCUUAAUUCACUCUCCUUCCUGAACCCAUUAUUUGCAUAUCAGAUUCUGUAAAUGUUUUAUAAACAUAUUACCUCACUCUUGGUAAUACAAUAUUGAUAGUCUUUAAAAGAUUUUUUAUUGUUACAAUAAUAAAUGUGAACUGUUUAA